This is a messenger RNA of Rana temporaria (common frog), 3162 nucleotides long. RefSeq names its product dual specificity testis-specific protein kinase 1-like. The record is from RefSeq and is a predicted model, not a curated record. Gene Ontology annotation, biological process: positive regulation of stress fiber assembly; protein phosphorylation; actin cytoskeleton organization. The transcript is spliced from 10 exons. Gene Ontology annotation, cellular component: cytoplasm; nucleus. Bases 319 to 2901 code for a protein of 860 amino acids. Lineage: Eukaryota; Metazoa; Chordata; Amphibia; Anura; Ranidae. Gene Ontology annotation, molecular function: ATP binding; protein serine/threonine kinase activity.
GUCGGGCUCCUUGUUGGGAGUAGGGGGUCAGUCGGGGGUCUUUGAGUAUAGGGGGUCAGUAUUGGCUGUUGGGGGUCAGUCAGGCUUUGUAUUGAACUUACACAGGACAGACUGUGAAGUGCUAGGGGGCCCCCAUGUCUGGCGGGGCCCGGUCCCUCAGUCCCCCCUUUGUAGACGCGGAGCAGAUGUGGUGCAGUCCCCGGACGGAUCCCUCCCCCGAGGAACGUUGUGGAGUGGCUCCUCCCCCCAUGUGAGGACCAUGUGACCAGCCCACCCCUCUCUCCUUCCUCCCCCGGGCAAUGUCCGCACGUCUCUGAUAUGGAAUUGGAUGGAGAUCCGGAGUCCGGGGCCCCCCAUGGAUGUACUCUGACCAGUCAAGGCUCCUUCCGCCUGCGGCCCUCCUCCUACCGGGCCCUCCGCAGCGCCGUCUCCAACUUGGCCCGCAUCGACGACUUCUACUGCGAGAGGAUCGGGACCGGCUUCUUCUCCGAGGUCUACAAGGUGCGCCAUCGUCAGUCCGGACAGAUCAUGGUGCUGAAGAUGAACAAGAUGAUGAGCAAUCGUGCCAAUAUGCUGCGGGAGGUCCAGCUGAUGAACCGACUCUGUCACCCCAAUAUACUCGGGUUCAUGGGGGUGUGUGUGCAUCAGGGGCAGCUUCAUGCCCUGACAGAGUACAUCAAUGGCGGGAACCUGGAGCAGUUACUGCAGAGUUCGGAGCCCCUCUCGUGGUCUGUACGGGUGAAGCUGAGUCUGGACAUUGCUCGGGGUCUGCGCUACCUGCACUCUAAGGGGGUCUUUCAUCGCGAUCUCACCUCCAAGAACUGCCUGGUGAGAUACGAUGACAGCGGAUACACCGCCGUGGUGGGAGAUUUCGGAUUGGCUGAGAAGAUACCGGACCGCAGUCAGACGGAGCCGCUCACAGUGGUUGGCUCCCCGUAUUGGAUGGCCCCCGAGGUGCUGCGCGGUGACCUGUACAACGAGAAGGCCGACGUCUUCUCCUUUGGGAUCGUAUUGUGUGAGAUAAUCGCCCGGAUUCCAGCCGAUCCCGACUAUCUUCCCCGAACAGAGGAUUUUGGUCUGGACAUCAAGUCGUUUCGGGAAAUGGUUGAGCCGGACUGUCCCCCCGCCUUCCUCCAGCUGGCCUUCCACUGUUGUUGGAUGGCGCCUGACUCCAGGCAGUCCUUCAGUGAGGUGAGCCUGCGACUUGAAGACAUCAUGGAGGAGAUGGAUGUGAUGAAGACUCCAAACAGAAGCCAGAAGGAGGUGUCGGAGUUGAUAACCCCAGGCAGUGGUGAAAGGAGACCUUCGUUGCUCUCAGAUAAUCAGGAACGAUCAUGGGAUCUUCCAUCGCCCCCUGACCAGCGAUUGUCCCGCAGCCAAUCGGACAUGUUCUCUCUCCAGCCGCCGCUCUUGCAGCGCUCUCAGGAUCUGUACAAUGACCUCAUGCAUGACGCUCCUGCCCGCAUUAACCCUUUCUCUCAGAGAGAAGACCUGAAGGGUGGAAGAAUAAAGCUUUACGACACCCCAAGCAAAUCAGUCAUUUCAUUGACAUUUGACCUUCCACCCCCACUGUCCUACCAGUCCAGCAGUCCGGUCACCCCGGAGCCCAUGGUGGAUGCCCAGUGUGACUUCUCGGAGAUGAUGGGCAGACCAAGGCGCUGCCGCUCUCUUCCGUCCUCUCCUGAGAUAACGCGGAGAGGAAGUCUGUGCCCCAUCACCACCCCGGUACAGAGAGGUCUCCACUUUAAAGGGGAAAGUUGUGACAUUGAUGUAAGUUCUGUACAAACGGAUGGAAGCAAUAGGACAGUCAAUGGGUUCUUACAGAAUGAUUUUCAGAAUUCUGUGGCGACUCCCACCACUAAUCUGCUCCAAAGUCUAAAUUCUCCAAUGAAUCUGGAAUCCGGUGGGGUGACAGAAUCUCUGCUUGAUAAAGACUGGACAUUAAACACGAGCGCUGGUGCGUGUGGCCAGGAAGUGAGACAGUUUGGUGGGGCUCUCAUAGACUACAUGAAGGAGGAGUCCACAGAAAAGAAAGCCCUAAAUCCAAACAGUGAACAGUUGGCAAAAAACACUAGUCCCCCAAGUACUGAUGACCCGAGGGAAAAAGACUCUGCAGAGAACUCUAUUGGUGUUUCAGAUUGGGAGGUCAAAGCUUUAUCCCCAGAUCUUCACCCUCAUGGAACGAAGAGUCAACCUGGGGGUCCAGAGAUCCCAAAGCCUCACGAGAGUUCAAAGGACUGGAAUCAACGGUGGAAACCUAAUGGGACAAUGUCAGGAGACAAUGCGGAACUUGUGCGGCCGGAGAUUGGAGAGCCCAUGGAUUGUUCAAGCAGUCCGGAGAGCACAGAAGAGAACACUUUUUGUAGGAGGCUGUCGCAGGUGCGGGCCAAUGGAUCGCUUCCCGCUCGCCUGACUCCUCCUCACUCUUCAUCGUCUUCUACACCUUUGUCUUCCCGUUCCCCCUCUCCCCCUGUAAGCACAUGGCAGCAGGAACCACCAGGUGUCCCCAACAGCAUAAGUCUUUCGGACAAUAACAAUGUAGUCCGCAGCAAGCCCAUCGGAUGGGUUGGCUUGCGGCAUCCCCACCCUCUAGGUUCAAUGGAGGGCAACCUAUGGGAGGGUAGCUUACCAGGCCUGGGGUGUGAAGGAGCCGAGAGCGGAAGCAUGGCUCCUCUGCAUGCUUCCUCCAGUUCAGUCCUGGACCACGAAGAGACAGUAUCCUGUCCUAUCUGCUGCCUAGGGAGCUUCAGCUUCAUAUCGGUGUGUCGCCGUUCACCUCCAGACUCCUCCCGAUAUCAAAACCUGAACUGCGAGUCGAGUCGCGGCCUCAUCCGCACAGCCCCGCGGCUUGGCACGCCCAGGCCAGGUCCAAGCAGGAAGCUGCCAGAAGCGCAAACUUAGCGAUUUCCAAGUACUGUAGCUUUUCGGAAAGUCUUCUGAUGCACGGGACACUUUUUGUGAGGGCUUUGUUUACAAACAUGGAGCCGCUGUGAUGGUUUAUGUCCAAGUCCAUGCGUUCUUUUUGCUCCGAGUUUGCACUUAGCUUUGGCCGACUACUGGUGCGAGCUACGUAAUACUAAUUUAAUGUUUUUGUUGAAAGAAAAAAUUCUUACGCAUUGAUGCACAAGCAUGGCUACAAUUUAGGGGCCUGUUAUUUAUUUA